CAACACUACUAUAUAACAAAUAAUUUGAGCAAUGGUUUGGGUUGAAAAGGUAUGACACAAUGUGAACGGUUUAAACGAGCCAAGUUCUUGUUGGAAUGUUACCAACUGUCGGAUAAGAUGGGUGCUAUACAAAGUCAACUUAAAAGUAGGAAAGCCAGAAGACAAGAGAGGAAGCAGGCAAAACAGCAGCAGCAAGCAGCUAACUCUGGAUCAGUUGGUGAUAAAGAAAGUGUCGAUGCUAAUGAGGCCUUAUCGCCAUCUAGCAAGAGGAAAAUUGGCACUUUCCUGAAAAAUCUUUCUCCUCGACCCAGGACUAAAAAUGAUAAUUCACGUGAGGCUGUGUCUGUUCCAAAUGAAAAGGAAACCCCAACGAUAGAUAAUGAAAGGACAGAGCAGAACAAUAAUCAUUUGAGUGAGAAGAAUUACUUACAAUCAGACAGCCAAGCAGAUUCUGCAAUAAACUUAGACAAUCAGUCAGAUUCCGCUAUCCAGAUCAUUGACAGGGACAAUUCUGAGAAUUUUAAAGAAUUGAAUUCAGAGCCUGUUGUUGAUUCAUCAGAGGUUGCCAAUUGCACAUCAGUGAAUCCAGAAAUUACCACAAACAGCAUUGUUGUCGAGAACGAGACUGAAGAGUGUGCUGCAGACAAUCAAGAUGAUGUACCUGUUAUUGUCAAUGAAAACGCUGAACCUGAUGAAAAUGAAGAUCAUGGAUCUACUAAAUAUUUGGCUGUCGAAGGUCAAAGUGAUACUGGAAUCAGUGAUAUCUCUGGUACAGGCCACUCGCCGGUCAGUGAAAGUAAUGACAUCCACAAUCUAUUGCUGCUCCCUCCAAACAACCAAAAAACGAGAAGGGGUAGUGCCAGUUCUACCACCAGUACGUCGAGCGAUGAGGAGCUACCGAUGAGGUCCCUAGUAGCGGCGAUGCGAGGCAGCAAGUCGAGAUCUUGGGGCCUGAUAAAACAAGUUGUUCAUUGGUCUCCCUUCGUUCAAGUUUACAAGAAGAAAUACCCUUGGGUACAGCUAGCUGGUCAUAAUGGCGCCUUCAAACCAUGUGAUAACGGAACCAUCCUGAAGAAGCUGACCGAGAAGGAGUACGUUUGCCUCAACAAGAUCUUGGACGACACUUUCAUGCUGCAGAUCACUCCUAAAUUCUACGGAAAAGUAGAGAAAGAAGGAGUUGACUACGUGAAGCUGCAAGAUCUCCUGGCCGAGUUUGACAACCCCAGUGUGUGCGACAUUAAGAUGGGGACCAGGACCUAUCUGGAGGAGGAGCUCAUUAAAGCCAGGGAGAAGCUCACCAUGAGGAAGGAUAUGUACGAGAAAAUGGUCAAGGUUGACAAGAAUGAGCCUACUGAAGAGGAACACACUUUCAAAGCCGUGACUAAGCCACGCUACAUGCAAUGGCGGGAACGGCUAUCUUCUACCGCUACAUUAGGUUUCCGUAUAGACGGAAUCAAACAAGCAGACCGGGAUCCGGACAAGAACUUCAAAACCGUGCGAACCAACCAGGAAGUAGCUUACGUGCUGAGGAAACACAUCGACUAUAGAGACGAGACUAGAUUGAAACUUUUAGAACGACUUAAAGAGAUCCGGUCGACACUCGAAAAAUCAAAAUUUUUCGCGUCACAUGAAGUCAUUGGGAGCUCUGUGCUGCUGGUGCAUGAUCAGCCGUCAGAAGGUGUUGCCAAGGCCAACGUUUGGAUGAUUGAUUUCGGGAAGACGACCCCUCUAAACGGGGACAAAGCACUGGAUCACCGGACCCCCUGGGUUGAAGGAAACCAAGAAGACGGAUACUUGUUCGGUCUUGAUAACCUGGUCAACCUAUUCGAGAAUUUAAGUAAUAUUCCUGCACCUGAAGGUCUGGAGGAUGACCAGCCUGCUGUGGGCUGAAGACGCAGCCUCCUUCAAGAUGUACAACUAUAGUAGUGUAUCGAGAGUUCACCACCAUCCGCACCUGUCCGCGGGAGAUAUAUUUGCACGUGUCACGAGCGCACGUGUCACGAACGCGCGCGUCGCGCUGACAUCAAGGUUGACGAUGUGACGUCACGUGACCAUUUUAACGUCACGUGACGUGUUAGUUUGAUGACGUCACGUGUGGUUUGUGUGUGCGGUAUAUUCUACUGGACAUUGUGGAGCAGAACACGAGGAUUUCUCUCCCUCUCCUUCUCUCCUUCUCUCUUACUCUCUCUUAACAGGGAAUUUAAUUUCGGGGUGUUCUAAUUUGUAGAUAAAGUAGUGGACAUGAUCAUCUCUUUCUCUUCUUUCCGGUACUAUCCGGUACAAGACGUGUUUUAAUUGUGGUUUUAUCUAGAUUAUCCUCAUCGACACAACUAUUGUGAUUUUCUCUGACAAAUUGUCCACAGAAAAGGAUAUUUUCCAAAGGCUCAGGCUCAGUUGGGUUUCAUCAGUGUCACCAUGGCAUUAUUGUCAAUUCAUUUUUUUUCUCGAAGAUGCAAAUACUCCAAAGAAAUUACAGUUCCGAAAACAUUAUUUUACUCAUAAAUACUGGGGAUGUCAUAACAUUUAAGGAUAUGAUCUCUUCGCACGGUCGUUGACCAAUACGAGCACUUCUCAUCUGAUGGAUCUUGUCGACGUGGAUUGGACGCCAAUAAAAUAUAAUCACUGUCCUCACCUUAAAGAUGACAAAACCUGUUGGUCUAGUGCUCCUGAAUUCCUGCUGUCUACUGAUACCAAAGUUUUUAAUAGCAUCUAGUACCCCACAAUAUAUAUUUAUGUUGUCGUAAAGUAUGUUUAUGACUCAUGGGUUGGAUCUCUCCUUAAUUAACCACCACGGUAGAUAUGUAGACUUUAACCGUGAUCCUAGUUCACGCGAAUUAUAAUUAUUUUCAAAAAAUCUGAGAUUGUUUUAGAGAUAUGUGUUUGGUGAUGAUAUGUAAGGAUUAUGCCUUUACAUUUAGUUAUGAUAUUUUGAGUUGAAAUGAUAACGGCGAGUGUUGUAUCCCCAGUGAUUCUAGUGUUCAAUUAAUUAAUUAACUAAUUAAUUAACUAAUUAAUUAAUUAAUUAAUUAAUUAAUAGUGUAUCCCCAGUUUUUGUUGUUGUACCUCUUACGUGUGGUAGGUAUAGAUUUAUUUUAUUGUGUUUUUCACUGUAUAGAUCAUUAUGUAUACAAGUAUAUUGAAGUUGUCGAACUGUUACUUCAAUUUUUAAGUGAUAUAUAAUAAUCUGCUAUCAUAUUGCUACGAGACUAACGCGAGCAGCGGGAUCAAGUUAUUUUUUAGUGAAGCUGUAUAAUGAGUGAGUUUGUUUGUUACUGGACCCUGUUAUCUCCGCAAGUAUCUCCGGAAUUUAUCCAAAUUUUCAUCCAAUCUUAGGUUUGGCGAUUGUAGUAGGAAUCUUUAACUCUAAAAUCGUUGAAUAUUAACCGUUUUUAACGUCUGUUUUUCAAAACUUAAAAAAGUGUACCAUAUCUCUGGACUGUGUACUGGUUGUUGUGAAAAACUGAGGUGUUUCACGUGUUGUAAGGGCUAUUAAGACCGUCAGCAAUGACGUCGUGGUUACGUCAUCUUAUGCGUGAUGACGUCACAGCCGCGCGUGUGAUGGCGUCAUCUCGCACGGGAUUAUUUUUAAUGAGCUGCGACUUGAGUGAAAAACAAAUAUUUUGUUUUUAAGAAUUUGAAAAUAUAUAUAUUUUGUAUAUUAUAUGAUAGAUAUCUUGAAUCAAAAA
Messenger RNA from Bolinopsis microptera, 3686 nucleotides. Its product is annotated as inositol-trisphosphate 3-kinase A-like. Gene Ontology annotation, molecular function: inositol-1,4,5-trisphosphate 3-kinase activity; inositol tetrakisphosphate kinase activity. Gene Ontology annotation, biological process: inositol phosphate biosynthetic process. The record is from RefSeq and is a predicted model, not a curated record. The transcript has 14 exons. NCBI's taxonomy places the organism in Eukaryota, Metazoa, Ctenophora, Tentaculata, Lobata, Bolinopsidae. The coding region runs from base 52 to 1890 and encodes 612 amino acids. Gene Ontology annotation, cellular component: cytoplasm; nucleus.